UUCUGGAACCCUUUUUAUGUAUAUAUUUGUGUAUCCACGUUUUCAAAAUCUCUUACUUCGACAUCAGUGGAAUAUGUGCUUGUUUAUUAAAUGAAUAUUUGUUAAAAUCAGCAAUUUAUGCGAACUUUUUAAAAUUCAUUUUUGCUUUUCAUCCGCUGGAUUAAUUUGAAAAUCGUGUUUUUUUUUUUUUUUAAACUUCUGUUUCGUUUUUGUUAUUUUGGGGGCCCUGCUGCUGUGAUUUUUUUUUUUAAAUUUUUUUUUUUUUUUAUGUUUUCUAUUUUUAACUCUUUAAAUGGAGACGCUAACGCUAUCACGUUUGGAAUUAAGAAAAGAUAAAGAAGCCUGUGCUACAGUGACCUGCAACCCUUUCGUGCAUGAAGUGACUGUAACAAACAGGCAGAAAGUGAAGGUGGCGCUGCUGGGCACAGUGCUCUUCCCAGUCCGAAUGCUCCUGACAGUCGUAGUCUUUCUGAUCCUUUGGCCAAUCAGCCGGCUCCGAUUUUUGGGGUUGAGUAAGGAGCAGAUCUCCCAGCCAAUCAUAGGCUGGAGGUGGUGGUUUCUUGAGGCGCUGGCUUGGACACUGUGCAGGGUCCUCUUCUUUGUCCUGGGCUUCAUGAGGGUAAAGGUCAGGGGUCGAAUGGCUCCGCCCACUGAAGCUCCAAUCCUGGUGGUGGCGCCGCACUCCAGCUUCCUGGAUGCCGUCGUCAUGGUGCCGUGCGGCCUUGUCACAGUGAUGUCACGCGCAGAGAAUCUGAACAUUCCAAUUGUGGGAGACCUGUUGCGGUUCAACCAAGCCAUCGUUGUGUCCAGACAAGACCCAGAAUCCCGCAGGAGCUGUGUGGAGGAGCUCAAGAAGAGAGUGUCCGCUCGUGGCCAGUGGUCUCAGAUCCUUAUUUUUCCGGAGGGGACUACAACAAAUGGAACUGCUCUUAUCAAAUUCAAAGCAGGGGCUUUUAUUGUUGGAGUCCCAGUCCAACCUGUGAUUAUACGAUAUCCAAACAAACUGGAUACGGUCAGGUGGACCUGGAAAGGAAUAAACAUUAUACAGGUGCUGUGGUAUACCCUCUCUCAAUUCUACACCUCUGCUGAGAUCGAGUUCCUACCUGUUUAUACUCCGACCCAGGAAGAGAAAGAUAACCCCGCCCUGUUUGCCAGCAAUGUUCAGAAGACAAUGGCGAGGGCUCUGGGUGUGCCUGCCACAGAGUUUGAGUUUGAGGGGAGGGUACCAGUGACUCGGGUUGGUCUGCUCAAACUCCCAGUCCAGCCAGGAGCCAGAGUGAUAGAGACACGGCUGCAGAAGACUGGUGCUGGGAUGCAGGCAGUGCUGAACGGGAUGGGAGGGCUGGUUGAAGAGUGCCGCCGGCUCCCUGCACACAGACUCACCCCGGAGCAGUGCGCUGAGCUCCUGAACCUGCCAGCCAGCCAGCCUGACACACACGCGCUCUUCACUUCCUACUGCCAGGGCUCAGAUGGUUUACUGGACCCGAGGGAGUUUGUAUUGGGGAUGCUGGCUGUGGAUAAAACGUGGAGCGUCGAGAGAGUUUUGGAACUGGCUUUCACAUUCUUUGACACGGGGAGUAAAGGCUGGCUGUGCGAAGGAGAGUUCUCCAGAUUGCUUCAGGCUUUGUUGAGCUGCCCUGAACUCGAUGUGUUGCCGAUUAUUGAAGAAACAAACAUGAGAGAGAAAUCUGAGCUGCUAUUGGAAGAGCUUCAGGAUUUAUUCAAAUCCAAACAGAACUUCAAAAGUUUGUUUACUUGCUACUUAAGACCAGAAGGGGAGGAACAGGAGAAGACCACACCUCUUCCCAAUGGGAGAGGACAUACUUCAAAUGGGGUGGGGCUAACUGGGAAGGCCUCAUCCAAUGGAAUUGCCUCAUCCACUAAGAAGUGGGACUGAAAAGUGAAUGUUAUUAUUAUUUUUUUUUUUAAUCUAUUUUUGGAUUGAUUCUCCUGUCUCUGGAUAUAGAGGAUAUAUCUCAAAGUAUUCAACCAUGGUAUAUUUGUUGCUCCCAACUCGAAUCUUUUCCUUAAACUGUUUGAAAUCAGACUCGUUCACUUCAAUCAACAACAGAGAUUAGUUUCAGCCCAGCUAGGAUUGCGGACAGGCAGAACUCGAUGUCUCCUCACUGAUGGGGGAAGCUAUCUUAGUCCAAUGUGAAGGGAGACAGAGGCAAGAAUAAAGACAUCAGCACCAUGGAUGGGUAACCCAUUCCACCCCCUCGCCCCUCUGUGUGAAGAAGAGUCUCCGCUCUGUCCUAUAGCUCCGUAUUCCAGCUGUGUGGUCCUCGUUUCUGUGCUACACUUAGUGUUGGUUCAGGUUCACUUUUACAGGAAGGAUGUGACUAUAUUGUGGGCGUAGGGGGGUGCCUGUCUGUGCAUCUGUGUGUCACAUUUCUUUUUGUGUAUAUAUCUGGAAAGCGGUUUAUUAAAUUGUGAUGAAACUUGGUAUUAACUUUUAUUAAAUUAUUGGGAUUAUGGGCAUGUAUGGAAGUGUCUCUGUCUCUUACCCGAGUGCUUUGCCCCAUUGCAAAGCAUCUUUUUAAAAAUGCGCGAAAGCAUAAACGGCACAAAAUAAAUAAAUAAGAUAAAUUACAAAAAUAGAUAAGUCAAGUAGAUCAAAACACUGCUAUUUGUAAGUCAAGUUGUAAGGCUAGGUUAUAAAAGUUUUUAAUCUUGAAGUUUUCCAAUUUUGCAGGCUUAAAGACAAAUUCGGUUCACAUGUGGUAAACCAUAAUAAAAAAUAAAAUAUUUUGAUUAUUUCCCUUUUUUUAUUUUUACACUUCUAUACAGACUCCUAUUAUUUUGUACGUAGGUAUAUUGUAUUUUAAAAGACAUGGUGUAAUUUUCCACCCUUGUGAUGUCACCAUUUCCCCAGUCCUCUGUUACUUUGAAUACAUUUAGCCAGACUGCUCUGUUAAUUUCUGGUACAGUUAUUAUAUACAAAGAAAUUUAUAAAGGUAUUUUGUAUGUAUUU
Messenger RNA from Polyodon spathula (Mississippi paddlefish), 2974 nucleotides. It is a transcript of the gene lpcat4, whose product is annotated as lysophosphatidylcholine acyltransferase 4. NCBI's taxonomy places the organism in Eukaryota, Metazoa, Chordata, Actinopteri, Acipenseriformes, Polyodontidae. The transcript has 14 exons. Gene Ontology annotation, biological process: phosphatidylcholine acyl-chain remodeling. The coding region runs from base 293 to 1897 and encodes 534 amino acids. Gene Ontology annotation, cellular component: endoplasmic reticulum. The record is from RefSeq and is a predicted model, not a curated record. Gene Ontology annotation, molecular function: 1-acylglycerophosphocholine O-acyltransferase activity.